AUGGCGGCGGGGGAGCCGGGGGAGCCGGGGGAUCAGGGCGGCUACGGCUUCCGGUUUCUGCCUCAGAAAACCUUCGCGUCGCUGAGCUCGCAGGAGAGCGCCGGCCGGCUCCGCCAGUGGUCCAUGCUGGGCAGGAUCCAGGCCCAGGCGUUCGGGUUUGACCAGGUGUUCCGGGCCUAUCGGAAGGAUGACUUCGUUAUGGCUUUUUUCAAAGACCCAAAUGUUAUUCCCAAUUUGAAGUUACUUUCAGAUUCUGGACAGUGGAUUACAUUAGGAACUGAAGUGAAAAAAAUUGAAGCUAUAAAUGUUCCUUGCACACAGCUUUCAAUGUCAUUUUUUAAACGAUUAUACAAUGAAGAUAUUGUACGAGAUAAUGGACAUAUUGUUAAAUGUUUAGACUCUUUUUGUGAUCCCUUUCAAAUUUCUGAUGAGUUACGAAAGGUUUUGCUAUUGGAAGACUCAGAAAAAUAUGAAAUAUUCAGCCAACCAGAUAGAGAAGAGUUUCUGUUUUGUCUUUUCAAACAUCUCUGCCUUGGUGGAGCUCUUUGUCAAUAUGAGGAUGUGAUUAAUCCAUAUCUGGAAACAACAAAGCUUAUCUAUAAGGAUUUAGUAAGUGUUCGAAAGCAUCCUCAAACCAAGGAAAUACAAAUUACCUCUUUCAUCUUUAAAGUUACAGCAUAUGAUUCUGUUGGUGUGUGCUACCCUUCAAGAAAAAGUCACGAACAGACAUUUUCUUACUUUAUUGUGGAUCCUAUCAUGCGUCAUGUUCAUGUUUUAUACCACUGUUAUGGCGUGGGAGAUAUGUCUUAG
Messenger RNA from Pipistrellus nathusii (Nathusius's pipistrelle), 810 nucleotides. Lineage: Eukaryota; Metazoa; Chordata; Mammalia; Chiroptera; Vespertilionidae. The record is from the annotation of a GenBank genome assembly.